Messenger RNA from Prunus mume (Japanese apricot), 2629 nucleotides. The record is from RefSeq and is a predicted model, not a curated record. NCBI's taxonomy places the organism in Eukaryota, Viridiplantae, Streptophyta, Magnoliopsida, Rosales, Rosaceae.
AUGAUUUCUACUAAAUGGUUUGCAAUGAAUAUUUUAUUGCUCAACUUCCUUCCAAUCCUCCCCUCUUCCACUUCCAUUGUCAUUGGCUCUAUAAAGCCAAACCAACCCAUGAGAGAUGGCGAUGUUCUUCUCUCUAGUACUAAAAUCUUUGCACUUGGGUUUUUCAGCCCGGCCAAUUCUCGUAACCGGUAUGUUGGAGUUUGGUACAACAAAGUUCCAAACCAAACCAUUGUCUGGGUUGCAAACAGAAACAACCCCAUAAUUCCUGUCACUGAUAAUAAUGCCUCUGGAGUUGGACUUCUAGCUGUUCAUGGAAAUGGAGGCCUGGUCAUCUAUGGGAAGGACCAAAAUACCCCUCUUUGGUCUGCUAAUGUUUCAGUCUCUUCGCCAAACAAUUCCAUGACUGCCAAGCUUUGGGAUACGGGAAAUCUUGUUUUGUUUGAGGAGGACAAUGGUCUUAGCCAAAGGGUAUUGUGGCAAGGCUUUGAUCAUCCCACAAAUACGUUGCUUUCAUUUAUGAAACUUGGGCUGGACCGGCGUUCCAAGUUGAAUUGGUUUCUCACAUCUUGGAAAUCUAAAGAUGAUCCAGGAACCGGUAACUAUUCGUAUCGGAUCGACCCAAGUGGGUUUCCACAGGCCUUUUUAUACAAAGGUCAAGCUCCGCGCUGGAGGGCCGGGCCGUGGACCGGAGAGGGAUGGAGCGGUGUGCGCCAAACGAGAAAUGAUUUCCUAUUCAACAUUAGUUUUGUGAACAAUCAAGAUGAGGUAUCCCUUGUGUAUGGUAUCAUGUAUAAAUCAAUCUCCUCGAGAAUAGUGCUUGAUGAAUCAGGAGCCGUUGCAUGGUCCGUGUGGCAUGAUGAAAGGCAACAAUGGAUCAAGUAUUGGUCUGCCCCAGAAGAGUUUUGUGAUGAAUAUGGGAAGUGUGGUGCCAAUAGCAAUUGUGACCCGUCCAAUAUGGGUAAGUUCGAGUGCACGUGCCUACCCGGAUACGAACCCAAGUCGCCACGUGAUUGGUAUUUGAGGGAUGGGUCGGGUGGGUGCGUGAGGAAUAACGGAGUAUCCAUAUGUGGAAAUGGGGAUGGGUUCAUGAAGGUGGAACGUGUAAAGGUACCCGACUCAUCUAAGGCACUUGUGAGCAUGAAUUUGAGUUGGAAAGCAUGCCCGCAUGAGUGCUUGAGAAAUUGUUCUUGCAAGGCAUAUGCAAAAGCAGAUGAGAGAUGGGGAGGGUUCGGAUGCGUGACAUGGCAUGGGGACUUGAUGGACACGAGAACAUUUUCAAAUGCUGGCCAGGAUUUGUAUGUACGAGUUGAUGCAAAUGUGUUAGCUCAAUAUGCAAAGUCAAAUGGUUCACUUAGCAAGAAGGGAAAACUGGCAAUUUCUCUAGUUUCUGUUCUGGUGUUCCUUCUUCUUGUAGUUCCCGUUUCUUAUUGGUUGGUAAGGAGGAAAAGAAAAGAAAUACAAGUUGUGCUGCUAAUGAAACAAAGGCUAGAUAGAUUACCUGCUCUGCAUUUGAUGGCAGGUAAGCAAAGACAAAAUAAGUAUUCCCCUAGAGUUACCACAAGGUCAACCUACUUUGAAGAUUCUACUGCAGAACUUGAUGAAAGUAGUAUGCACUCAGACAUACCAUUCUUUGAUCUAACAACCAUAGCGGCGGCCACGGACAAUUUCUCUCUUGCAAACAAGCUUGGAAAGGGGGGUUUUGGCUCAGUCUAUAAGGGUGUGCUUUGUAAUGGUAAAGAAGUGGCAGUGAAAAGAUUAUCAAAACAUUCUGGGCAAGGAAUUGACGAAUUUAAGAAUGAAAUUGUGCUGAUUGCAAAACUCCAACACAGGAACCUUGUCAGGAUUUUAGGUUAUUGCUUUCAAGAUGAAGAGAAGAUGCUAAUCUAUGAAUACGUGCCAAACAAAAGCUUGGACUCUUUCAUCUUCAAUGACACAAAAAGAGCACUUCUAGAUUGGACAGUACGCUUCGGGAUCAUAUAUGGGAUUGCUAGAGGGAUCUUGUAUCUUCAUCAAGAUUCAAGGUUAAGGAUUAUCCAUAGAGAUCUAAAGGCCAGUAAUGUUCUACUGGAUGCUUCUAUGAACCCCAAAAUUUCAGAUUUUGGUAUGGCUAGAAUUUUUAGGGGAGACAAAAGUGAAGCGAAUACAAAUCGUGUGGUUGGAACAUAUGGUUAUAUGUCUCCAGAGUACGCAAUGGGAGGACAUUUUUCAGUGAAAUCUGAUGUAUAUAGUUUUGGAGUUAUACUCCUAGAAAUCGUUACUGGCAGAAAAAAUUCUGGUUAUUACCACGACAAGUAUCCAGACGCAAAUUUGGUUGGACAUGUUUGGAACUUGUGGAGAGAAGGUAGAGUCUUGGAAAUCGUCGAUCCAUCUCUGGGUGAAUUGUACCCUGUCAACGAAGUUGUGAGAUGCAUCCAAAUUGCACUCUUGUGUGUGCAAGAGUAUGCCACUGACCGGCCAACCAUGUCAGCAGUUGUUUUCAUGUUAGGGAAUUAUGAUGCAGCAGUUCCUUCACCAAGACAGCCUGCAUUUUUGUUACAGAGAACUUAUGCUGCUAGAGACCCAUCAACCAAUACAGAAGGAGCUAAGUCUAUGAAUGAUGUUACAUGUACUAGUGUACAAGCUCGCUAAA